AUGUAUAUGGCAGCAUUGGUCAACCUUUUCCCCAGUGCUCACACAGACUCAGGAGUGAUACUGUCAAGUCAGGUGUGGCAAGCAGUUUGGUCAACCAGUUUAUUCACAACCCAGUCAGCAUACAGUGAUCCAGACCAAAGUAGUCCUUCAUCUACUUCUGUACAGUAUGUAUCCAGUAUACCCAGUCCUCAUUAUCUUAUAGUUACAGUUUAUUUCAGGACCCAGUCCUUCAUAUACUUCUGUACAGGUUUAUUCCAGUUACCCAGUAACUUAGUCCUUCAUCUACUUCUGUACAGGACCCAGUCCUUCAUCUAUUUCUGUACAGGUAUGUAUCCAGUAUACCCAGGACCUAGUCCUUCAUCUAUUUCUGUACAGGUAUGUAUCCAGUAUACUCAGGACCCAGUCCUUCAUCUACUUCUGUACAGGUAUGUAUCCAGUAUACCCAGGACCCAGUCCUUCAUCUGUUUCUGCACAGGUAUGUAUCCAGUAUACCCAGGACCCAGUCCUUCAUCUACUUCUGUACAGGUUCAAAUGAUGUCACCAACAAAGUCUCGGGACUUGGUUUCAGUGUGUAGACUUGGUCAAGAGACAAAUCAAGAGCUAGUGAAUAAACUGUUAGAUGUUUUCAAACAGUUCAAGACUAUGCAGUUGCCAAAUGGAACAAACAACACACAGUAUCAUGAAAGAAGGAUGAAAAUUGAAGAAAGCUUGAGACAACUCAACUUCAUCUUUAGAAGGCUGAGAGCAAUAUAUGAUCGAGUGUCUGAGACAAUAGUUGACCCAAAUGAAAACCCAGAGGAGGUAUUGGUACCUUUAAAGGGAGACCUUUUAGAAGACAGAAACACAAACACAGAAACUUACAAAUUUGCUGCUGAAGAGCAUAAACAGAUUGUUGAGCAAUUGACACAGAAGAAUCGCCAAAUUAAAGAAGUGAUUGACAAAAUACGAACAAUCAUGUGGGAAAUCAAUACCAUGAUAGUUAUGAGAAAAACUUGAUAGUCAUUCUUGGUUAUAAGACAACUUUGAAAGAGGUUUUGAGUAACGAGAAAAGCUCAGUUUUUUCUCUGAAAUAUGAGAAAAGUUUGAUAUUUAUUCUGGAAAAAACUUAUUUGGUAAUGAUUCAGUCUACUGGUGAUGUCAGUUUGCAGUCAUAACCCAGUCACUGCUUUGAUGAAGGAUUUAUGAACUGCAGUGUACAGCAUGUGUAUGUAGGUAAAAGAAGAGUAACAGAUAAUGUGGUAUGGAUAAUGCCACUGUAGUUUUCUUCUAGAUGGACCAAGCUGUUUUAAUGGGUAUACAAUCAUAACAUUUAUUGCAAAUAAAUAUUGUUAAACAAUGAAAAAGUAAUAAAUAAUAAGCCUGGUUUUC
Messenger RNA from Mercenaria mercenaria, 1368 nucleotides. RefSeq names its product mediator of RNA polymerase II transcription subunit 30-like. Gene Ontology annotation, molecular function: transcription coregulator activity. The record is from RefSeq and is a predicted model, not a curated record. The transcript has 6 exons. The coding region runs from base 1 to 996 and encodes 331 amino acids. Gene Ontology annotation, cellular component: mediator complex. NCBI's taxonomy places the organism in Eukaryota, Metazoa, Mollusca, Bivalvia, Venerida, Veneridae. Gene Ontology annotation, biological process: positive regulation of DNA-templated transcription.